AUAUAGUAGGAACGCUAGAACGGAAGAUCAACAGAGCAAGAGAAAAGAAAAAAGGAAACUACAAAAUCCUUCGCUGACACCAAUCCUCAGAAACGAACAGCAGUGUGAUUGUCAAUCUCAGAGCAGAGAGAGAGAGGGCAGUUCGGGGAGGGAGGAGCGAUCGACAAAGUCCCUCGCUGCCAACCUUCAGAGCUUGUCUUCUGUUGCUGUUCGAGGAAGACCUCCUCAGAAAAGAACACCGAAUCAGCCAAUCAGUUCCAUGGACAAACGGCCCAAACUCUUUUCAAGAAACACUAGGGUUGAAAACGUGCAUGAUAGAGCAAUGAUGGUGGAAGUGAGACAGACAACUCCCGAUGUUCUAGUGAUGACUGUCAAAAUUCCACCUGGUGAGCACAAACAUAUUUGCCAUGAAGAUAUUCCAGGUCCCGCUGGAGGCCGCCCCGGAUAUGUAAUUGUUUACGUUGAAGGUGCCAGGGAAAUGGGUAGGAAACAUAUUCUGCCUGCUGAUAUUAGGGCAAAUGAGAAACUGGAGUUGAACUACUCGAGUGAGAGGGGUUUGAUCACCAUCACCCCUAUUAGGGGAAAUUUCAUCCCGAGGCUCGGGUUUAUUAUCCGAUUGAGACGAGUAGCUCAGUAGAUUAAGUCACCGGGAAAAUAGAUUGGGGACGCCAGAAUCUUUAAUCAUCACUUCUCCCAUGGUUUUCCAUAGAUUCUCCAUGCUACAUGAUUUUAUAUAUUUGCUUUGCGUUUCCUAAUUGUCUUGCUAUAAGCUAAAACAAUGUUCUAAAUUCAGAUUGGAUUUGGUUUAUAGGGAUUGGAUUUGGAUUUGGAUUGGAUUUGAUUUCCUAAUUCAGAUCACAGUGUUGCUCCUCUUUUAUGAUUCUGUUCUAGUCAUUUACAGCGCUUUUC
Corylus avellana is the source of this 909-nucleotide messenger RNA. NCBI's taxonomy places the organism in Eukaryota, Viridiplantae, Streptophyta, Magnoliopsida, Fagales, Betulaceae. The record is from RefSeq and is a predicted model, not a curated record.